AUGGGCAAUGAUUACCAGUAUGCAUCUCCAGAUGCCAUAGCUGGACUGGUAAUUGAGAAAUAUCACAAACUUCCUUUGAAGGGUAAGCCAACGGUUCGAUCUAAUGGUGUGCGAGAGUGGACCGUUCUAGCGGGUAUUGUUACUGAAACACCAGCACUUGGGCCUCGCUGUGUAUCCCUAGCUACUGGAGUGAAGGCAAUACCCAAUGCCUCCCUUCCUAAGUGCCAUGGCAUGGUACUUCAUGAUAUGCAUGCGGAGAUUCUUGCAAUUCGAGGGUUUAAUCGGUUUCUACUAGAGGAAUGCUUAAAAGCCGUUGAGCAGAGAAGUGAUUAUAUCCUAUAUGACAAGCAGCGCCAUUCGGAAGAUGGUUCAAGAUAUAUGUUCUUCGCAAAGUCCAAGCUUAAGAUAUAUCUCUAUGUAUCAGAGGCACCAUGUGGAGAUGCAAGUAUGUCAUUGAUAUCGAGUGGCCAACAAGACGCAUGGGCAGACCCUGUGUCGAGGAUCGAUGGGGUUGAAUCAGGUAUAGUCCGUGGUCGAGAUCAUUGUUUCCAGGUUGGGCUUACCAGAACCAAACCAGGCAGACGUGAUUCCCCUAUUACAUACUCUAAGUCCUGUUCUGAUAAGCUAUGUCUUCGACAGGUUUCCUCCUUGUUAAGUGGACUUUUGAGCUCUAUUUUGUCUCCUGACAGUUUCUAUUUAUCAAAAUUGAUAGUACCUCGAGAGGUGUAUAUCGAAGAGGAUUUUGUUCGUGCUUUCAGGUCAAGGCUACAGACGGGAACUAAGCGGAAAUUUGAGCAGGACGCUUCAGACAAUGACUUUGCUCUGCCAUCGGGAUAUCGUACAAAGUUCUUCGAAUAUUGUGUUACCGACUCUUCCUGGGAGUUCAAGAAGGUGAAUACUGAAGCAGUGGGUGGAUCGAAACCCUCUUCAACAUCUAUUUUGUGGAUCUCGGACUUAUCUAAUGAAGCCAUUUCAAACGGUGUAAUAAUGGGAGCUAAGCCUUUUGUCGGUAAGGGCCAGAGCUCAGUUUCUAGAAAACAGAUGUUUCAAAGUUUUGCAAAGAUAUAUAGCAAGAUUGGGCUGUCUUUGGAUGACGAUAUCACUUAUCUUGCAUUCAAGAAGUCGAAUGUCACCCGAAUAUCAGUGAAAGAGCGUGUAUACGCUAAACUUAAAGGCUGGGUGUAUACUGAGAAAGACGACUUUCGUCUUCAAUCUUCAGUUGAUCUUCAUCGAGAUCAGACCAAAUGA
Molecule: messenger RNA, 1248 nt
Organism: Sugiyamaella lignohabitans
Lineage: Eukaryota; Fungi; Ascomycota; Dipodascomycetes; Dipodascales; Trichomonascaceae
Gene: TAD1
Product: Tad1p
Exons: 1
Coding region: 1-1248 (415 amino acids)
Biological process (GO): tRNA wobble adenosine to inosine editing
Molecular function (GO): RNA binding; tRNA-specific adenosine-37 deaminase activity
Source: RefSeq, a predicted model, not a curated record